AUGAGUUUGGGUGGAGCCGGAGUAGAAAGAAAGCUUCAAUUGGCGGAAUUAGAAUGCUUAAGACUAGAAGCCUAUGAUAAUUCUAGACUCUACAAGGAAAAGAUGAAAGCCAUUCAUGACAAGAACAUUAGGAGAAGGGAAUUUAGACCCAGUGAGCUAGUCCUCGUUUACAACUCAAGAUUAAGAUUGCUACCCGGAAAGCUUAGAUCAAGAUGGGAUGGACCUUACCAAGUAGAGAAAGUAGAACCUUACGGGGUUUACCACUUGCGCCACCCAUCAAGUCCGGACAUUUUCAAGGUAAAUGGGCACCGUCUCGAAUUAUACCAUGGUGAGCAAAGAAAGAACUCCAAGGAAAUUGAAAUGUUCCUCUUGAGGGAUGCACCUCUUGAACAAGAACCUUGA
Molecule: messenger RNA, 402 nt
Organism: Arachis duranensis
Lineage: Eukaryota; Viridiplantae; Streptophyta; Magnoliopsida; Fabales; Fabaceae
Exons: 1
Coding region: 1-402 (133 amino acids)
Source: RefSeq, a predicted model, not a curated record